Molecule: messenger RNA, 1341 nt
Organism: Coprinopsis cinerea okayama7#130
Lineage: Eukaryota; Fungi; Basidiomycota; Agaricomycetes; Agaricales; Psathyrellaceae
Exons: 3
Coding region: 1-1236 (411 amino acids)
Biological process (GO): lipid metabolic process
Source: RefSeq, a predicted model, not a curated record
AUGGAUAGGUUACUUGAGCUGGUACCAGCUCCUCAUACCCGUCUGCCCAUCACCCUCCAGAGUAUUGCGCAGCUGUUCUUGCCACCUUUCUUGUUCUACUAUGUCACAGCGGUGCUGGUGUUAAUUCCAGGGACUCUCUACGCUCGCUUAGCGUUGUUGCCGUUAACUUUGUGGAGCGCAUUCAGAGCGUCUACCAAGCUCGACUUUGCGAAGCAGUUCGAGGAUGAAAGGUUUAUCUAUUUGAACCACGGGCUUCUGUUGAUGAUGACCACCUUGGCUUUGCGAGCCGUCGUCUGGUCAUUUGAAUUCAAGCCAUAUUACAGACUCACAAAGUCGGGAAAGCCCAAGAAGCAGCCUCUCCCAUUCCCUGAGAUCCUCAGUGACGCCUUUGACCUUAUGUUCAACUUGCGAGGUCUUCGUUGGAAUUGGUCUGAAGGACUCUUCAUCCCAAAGGAAACCCGGCCCACCCAUUCACGACUCCAAUUCUGCUGGGCCACGUUCAAGAGCAUGGUUACCACCAUGGUCGUAUUCGACGCUAUGCACUACGCAGUGCAACAGCUCGGUCCUGAUACAUUCGCUACGGCUGAAGGCGGUUCCAUCUAUGACCCCUCAUUGCCCCUCGUUCACCGCUACCUCCUCUCCACAUUGGUCACCUUCCUCGCCGGUUUCGCAGUCGUUGCAGGAAUACAAUACGGCUACCUUGCAAUUACCCUCGUAGGCGUCGGGAUCCUUCAAAAUGAUCCCGAGUCCUGGCCACCCGCGUUUGACAAACCAUGGGUUGCAACCUCGCUUAACGAAUUCUGGGCUAAACGGUGGCACCAGUCCUUCCGCGACAUCUUCGUUGGCGUCGGGUCCAAACCAUUGCAUUACUUCCUCGGCAAACCCGGAAUCGUACUUGGUGCGUUUUUGGUGUCCGGGGUUCUACACGUGUUCGGUUUGUGGGGAAUGGGGAGGGGAACAGAGUUUUGGACUGUGGCAGGAUACUUCUUGUUGAUGGGUCUUGGGAUCGUCUUGGAACAUAUCUACAAGAAUAUCACUGGGAAGAGAGUGCAGGGUCUAGUUGGGUGGAUAUGGACUCUGGCAUGGGUUGUUGGAUGGGGCAACCUUUUGGUUGAUGCGUGGUUCAGGAAGGGUUUGGGAGGCAGUGCAUUCUUUGGGGCUGAGGAGUUUAGGCCUGUUACGAUUAUGCGCAAGGUGGUCGGUCUGGGGUUGCACGCGAUUCAAGGGUCUGCUUAGAUGUAUUAUCUUGUCAUAUUACUUACCCGCUCGACAUUUACUUAUAGAGUACGGCAGUGCCCAGAUACACUGUCCUAUUGGAAACAACAAAUCUUCGACCUGAAA